This is a messenger RNA of Clavispora lusitaniae ATCC 42720, 3036 nucleotides long. RefSeq names its product mannose-ethanolamine phosphotransferase (gene GPI13). NCBI's taxonomy places the organism in Eukaryota, Fungi, Ascomycota, Pichiomycetes, Serinales, Metschnikowiaceae. Gene Ontology annotation, cellular component: endoplasmic reticulum membrane. Gene Ontology annotation, molecular function: mannose-ethanolamine phosphotransferase activity. The record is from RefSeq and is a predicted model, not a curated record. Gene Ontology annotation, biological process: GPI anchor biosynthetic process.
AUGGACUUUGCAGAUGACAAUGGCCAGCGAUAUUCCAGCAGAAAGGUCCUGGUACAGCAGCAACAGCAGCAGGCGCGGCUCAAGUUUCGCCAGCUGAAGUUGCGUAUCAGCUUCUAUGGAUACAUUGUUGUGUUGGUUUUUUUGGCUAUUCUCCAGUCUAUCGGGGUGUUUUUCUUCACCAAGGGAUUCCUUCUUUCCCGCCAAGUGCUUCCCAACAUUGCCGAGUGCGAUGAAGACGGUGACUCGAUGUGUCUCCUGCCGAAAUUUGACAAGGCUGUCGUGCUUGUCAUUGACGCCUUGCGCUUUGAUUUUGCCAUUCCCGUUUCUGAAGAUGCAAAUCCAUACUACCACAAUAACUUCCCCAUUUUGUAUGAGCUCGCUCAACUGCAGCCCAAGAACUCGCUUCUACUUAAAUUUAUCGCCGACCCUCCUACCACAACCCUCCAGCGCUUGAAAGGCCUCACUACCGGCUCCUUACCGACUUUUAUAGAUGCGGGAUCGAACUUCGAUGGUGAUGCCAUUGAUGAAGACAACUGGCUUCUUCAGCUUCACCGAUACAAUAAGAGCGUGGCAUUCAUGGGAGACGACACUUGGAAAGCUCUCUUUUCGGAGUAUAUCAACCCCGAUCUUCACUUUCCUUACGACUCGUUGAACGUGUGGGAUUUGCACACAGUCGACAAUGGAGUGCUAGAACACUUGCAUCCGCUAUUAGAAAAGAAUCGUGCAGGUGAUUGGGACGUAUUGAUAGGCCAUUUCUUGGGUGUGGAUCACGCAGGCCACCGGUAUGGACCUGACCACUUCGCCAUGAAAGAAAAGCUUCAACAGAUGAACGAAGUCAUCAAGGAAACUAUCAGCAAAAUUGAUGAUAAAACCCUCCUUGUGGUAAUGGGUGAUCACGGAAUGGACUCUACAGGGAACCAUGGAGGCGAGAGCAAAGAUGAGUUGGAGAGCACAAUUUUCUUUUAUUCGAAGAGCAAAAAGUUUAUUCAACGCAAAGAUGCCAGCGCUUACAAUAUUAGCGACAAAGGGUCCUAUUAUCGAGCGGUUAACCAAAUCGAUCUUGUUCCAACAAUUUCGUUGUUGCUUGGCUUACCCAUUCCUUACAAUAACCUAGGAUUCCCCAUCGGAGAAGUUUUCGGCUCCGAUAAAGAGUUAGCUCAUGCCAGCUACAUUACGCUCCGCCAAUUGCAACGUUAUAGAGACCUGUCACCAGAGCUACAAGACAAUACGGAGCAAUUCCGCUUUCUUAUGGACCAGUAUCUGCAUGUUGGCCGCAAGCAUCACGGCGAGUUCAUAGAAGCUUGUCACAAGUACCAGAGGGACUUCUUGGACCACUGCAAAAGUCUAUGGGCACGCUUCGACAUGUUGCUCAUUUGUUUGGGUAUUACCACAAUGGUGCUGUCACUUUCUAUCCUUGUUACAUAUUCGCGAUCCAUUCCCUCGGUGCGCGUACUGACAAUGUCAUUUGAGUUCAUCGGUCUGGUAAUCGCCAUGUGCCUUUUGGGCUUGGUAUUGAGUUUGUCGAUUUUCAUCGUUCUUAAGCCAGACAUGAGCUUGAAAAUGUGUCUCUUGGCAGGCUGCGCUGCAGGUAUAACUGUCGGCUUCUGGGCACCGGUUAUGGACAGGUUCAGCGUACAGUGGUUGUGGCACCAGAUUCUCGAUUUUUUCGUGUACAACUUGAACUCGUGGUCGUCUUUGGGGUUGCUUUUCGUUGUGCUCCACUGCGCCAUCUUCGCCUCCAAUCUGUACAUCGUGUGGGAGGACAAGCUCGUGCACUUCUUCAUGGCCACAUUUGGUUUCUGUUGCUUGUACGCAUGCAUAACCUCAUCCAAACCCCGGGCAGAAAGAAUACUAAACGCUGUGCAUGCCGUGACACUUAUUAUCUCAUCACGGCUUGUUUCGCUGAUAAACUUGUGCCGAGAAGAACAGCAGCCUUAUUGUAUACCGACUUUCAAAACGUCUUGGUGGAGUGUUUCUUUGUUGUAUGUGGCAGCAUUUAUGUUACCCAUGUUCAUCAAGGCUUUCUACAAACUUGCACAAUCUUAUCAUCUGGCUGCGCCAUUGUGGAUUGAAACAGGUUUACCAUUCUUGAUGUUCAUGAAUGCCGUAUAUUGGACCAUGGAACAUUUGGAGAAUGUGGAUUCUUUCCAAAAAAAUGUGCCGGCAUGGCUCUCUAUCACGACUUUAAAGUCUGUGAAAUUGGCGAUUGCACGUAUCGUGUUAUUCGUUACGUUAGUUCUCGCGAACUUCAGCUGGUCGCGUGGACCGUUGUGCGUGAAAAUAGAACUAGGAGAUCGCGGCGAAAGCAAAUCUGAGUCAGCGUCUGACGAAGACGAGGUUGAUGCGGUCGACAACAUGAAAGAGGAUGAGAAACCGGUUGUGACCAUUUUAGGCUACGGCAACGUUUACGGUUCAUCUUACUUUUUAUUUGUCAUUAAUGUGCUUGUGGCAAUUUUAGCCGUGUCAAAGCCUCUUGGAGCACUCUCGCUUUGCAUGAUGGUGAUCCAGCUUUUAUCGCUACUAGAAUUAUUCUCUUUUCUUGAGUUGCGCCGAAACUUGGUCUCGCCCGUGAUGUUGGGUAUUCUCGGCUACCAACACUAUUUCAGCACUGGUCACCAGGCGACUAUUCCGUCGAUCCAGUGGGAUGUGGGAUUUAUUACGACGCAAACAAUCAUGUUCCCAUUUACCCACUUGAACAUUUUAUUGAAUACCUUUGGGUCAUUCUUCAUUGUGUGUGUGGCGAUUCCUCUCAUCACGUUCUGGCGACUUCCACCGUCGCCCAAGCCCAUCACAGUGCUCCUGCAAAUUGUUACAAACGUCACGACUUUGCUUACCUACCAGACAUUCACCAGCGUCAUGAGCUUCAUAUUCGCAGCACAUUUCCGUCGGCAUUUGAUGGUCUGGAAGAUCUUUGCCCCGCGUUUCAUGUUCAGUGCAUUAAUGCUCAUUGUGUUCAACGUCACUCUCAUAGGUGUGACAGUGUGGUUCGCAACUGGGAGGGUUUUGAUGCAAGUGAACAGGAUUUUUGGCAAGUAG